This is a messenger RNA of Saccharomyces eubayanus, 1503 nucleotides long. It is a transcript of the gene GLK1, whose product is annotated as glucokinase. The transcript has a single exon. Lineage: Eukaryota; Fungi; Ascomycota; Saccharomycetes; Saccharomycetales; Saccharomycetaceae. The record is from RefSeq and is a predicted model, not a curated record. The coding region runs from base 1 to 1503 and encodes 500 amino acids. Gene Ontology annotation, cellular component: mitochondrion; cytosol. Gene Ontology annotation, biological process: intracellular glucose homeostasis; glucose 6-phosphate metabolic process; glycolytic process. Gene Ontology annotation, molecular function: D-glucose binding; ATP binding; fructokinase activity.
AUGUCUUUUGACGACCUACACAAAGCCACCGAGAGAGCGGUCAUCCAGGCCGUGGACAAGAUCUGCGACGAGUUCGAAGUCACCCCCGAAAAACUGGACGAGCUAACCGCCUACUUCAUCGAGCAGAUGGAAAAAGGCCUAACCCCGCCCAAAGAAGCGCACGCACUGGCCUCGGACAAGGGCCUGCCCAUGAUCCCGGCCUUCGUCACCGGCUCCCCUAACGGAACCGAGCGCGGCGUUCUACUAGCCGCCGACCUGGGCGGCACCAACUUCCGUAUCUGUUCCGUGGACCUUCACGGAGACCACACGUUUGGCAUGGAACAGAUGAAGUCCAAGAUUCCGGAUGAUCUUCUGGACGACGAGAGCGUCACGUCCGACGACCUGUUCGGGUUCUUGGCCCGCCGUACGCUGGCAUUCAUGAAGAAGUACCACCCGGACGAGCUGGCCCGCGGCAAGGACGCCAAGCCCAUGAAGCUCGGCUUCACGUUCUCUUACCCUGUGGACCAGACGUCGUUAAACUCCGGGACGCUGAUCCGGUGGACCAAGGGGUUCCGUAUCGCGGACACCGUGGGGAAGGAUGUGGUACAACUGUACCAGGAACAAUUGCGCGCUCAGGGUAUGCCCAUGAUAAAGGUUGUGGCGCUGACCAAUGAUACCGUCGGUACGUACCUCUCGCAUUGUUACACUUCCGAUAACACGGACUCGAUGACUUCCGGAGAAAUCUCGGAGCCGGUCAUCGGGUGUAUUUUCGGGACCGGUACCAACGGCUGCUAUAUGGAAGAGAUCGAAAAAAUCACCAAGCUGCCCAAGGAGCUGCGCGAAAAGCUGGCUCAUGAGGGUAAGACACACAUGAUCAUUAACGUGGAGUGGGGGUCGUUUGACAACGAGUUGAAACACUUGCCCACGACCAAGUACGACAUCGUGAUCGACCAGAAACUGUCCACGAACCCGGGCUUCCAUCUGUUCGAGAAGCGUGUGUCCGGUAUGUUUCUGGGCGAGGUGCUGCGGAACAUUCUUGUGGACCUGCAUUCGCAGGGUCUGCUGCUGCAGCAGUACCGCUCCAAGGAGCAGCUGCCCCGUCAUCUGACGACGCCGUUCCAGCUGUCGAGCGAGGUGCUAUCGCACAUCGAGAUCGACGAUUCCACGGGGUUGCGUGAGACGGAGUUGUCGUUGCUGCAGAGCCUUAGACUGCCCACCACGCCCACGGAGCGCGUGCAGAUCCAGAAGCUGGUGCGCGCCAUCUCUAGGCGUUCCGCGUACCUGGCUGCGGUUCCGCUGGCUGCUAUCUUGAUCAAGACCAACGCUUUGAACAAGAGGUACCACGGUGAGGUGGAGAUCGGGUGUGACGGCUCCGUCGUCGAGUACUACCCGGGCUUCCGCUCCAUGCUGAGACACGCUCUGGCCCUGUCGCCCCUGGGCGCGGAGGGUGAGAGGAAGGUCCACUUGAAGAUUGCCAAGGACGGCUCCGGUGUAGGUGCUGCCCUGUGUGCGCUGGUUGCCUGA